AUGUCGUCUGUCAAAAAUGUUAUGAAAGAACAGUUGGACAAGAUACGAAAGGGGGAAUCGAAGCAGCUGAUGAUUAUUGACAUGGAUGUUCACAAUAUGGUGGAUAUACCGAAUACUCCAGAAUUUCAUACCAUGCGCCUCAGCUUAACCAAAAUCAACUGUGCACACAAUAAAAUUCCCGAAAUACCGGCGUCAUUUUGUACCCUGGAAAAUUUGGAGUACCUGAACUUCACAAACAAUAAGAUUGUGGCCUUGCCUGCUAACUUGUGCACUAUACCCAAACUUAAACACCUCUAUCUUGGAUGCAAUAGAAUCGACACACUUCCCAAGGGCUUCGGGUCGUUUCCAGCAUUAGAAGUCUUAGACCUCUCAUACAAUAACCUGAGAGAGCAAUCUCUGCCGAGAAACUUCGAAAUGUUGACUGCUACGCUGAGAGCGCUGUAUUUUGCUGAUAACGAUUUUCAGCGGAUACCUGAAAGCAUUUGCAGAUUGUCAAAUUUGGAAACUUUGUCGUUCCGAAAUAAUGAUCUUAUCGAGCUCCCGAAUGCUGUUUCAAAUCUGAAGAAGCUGAAAGAAUUCUUCAUUGAGGGCAAUAGAUUGGAGUACUUGCCUGUAGGGUUCGGAGAGUUGCAUUUUGAUGACGUGAAUCAGUCAAUUUUGCGGGGAAAAGAGAACCCAUGGUGCAGGUCUUUGAAAGAUCAGUUUUUACUGGGACAGCAUCAUGUCAUAAAUCAUAUUCGAAGUGACAACUACAAUUCUGAGUUGUCUCAAGUUCUCAGUGCAUCGGCGCGCACUCUCCCGCCCAUACCCGAUAAAAGCAAAAAAGCUAGCCGCAAAUAA
This is a messenger RNA of Symsagittifera roscoffensis, 840 nucleotides long. Its product is annotated as ras suppressor protein 1-like. The record is from RefSeq and is a predicted model, not a curated record. The transcript has a single exon. Bases 1 to 840 code for a protein of 279 amino acids. Lineage: Eukaryota; Metazoa; Xenacoelomorpha; Acoela; Convolutidae. Gene Ontology annotation, molecular function: protein binding.